Neltuma alba is the source of this 1924-nucleotide messenger RNA. RefSeq names its product sugar transporter ERD6-like 6. The transcript has 18 exons. Gene Ontology annotation, molecular function: sugar transmembrane transporter activity. The coding region runs from base 276 to 1727 and encodes 483 amino acids. Gene Ontology annotation, biological process: carbohydrate transport; transmembrane transport. Gene Ontology annotation, cellular component: plant-type vacuole; membrane. The record is from RefSeq and is a predicted model, not a curated record. Lineage: Eukaryota; Viridiplantae; Streptophyta; Magnoliopsida; Fabales; Fabaceae.
UUUACAGAAACAAUUGAGAAUUACAGAUGGGGACGAAGGGUAGGCAGCUGACCUCGUGCGUAAAUGCCCGUUUUAUUACAACUCCCUUUGCUUCCAUCUUCUGUCGGAGACUGAAUUCAGUGCUAGGCUGUUGCUGAACCACUCCUGUUCAUGGUCAAGAAAGGACAAGAGAAUCACCUCUUGCUCAUCCGUAUAAACUCUUUCCUCCCCUCUGAGCGAACUUGAUUUGAACAAAUCCCUUCACGCCUCUGAUCAGGAGCUUACCAAAUACAACAAUGAGUGACUCUGACGAAGCAAGAGAUCUCAGGAAACCAUUCCUCCACACGGGAAGCUGGUAUCGAAUGAGUUCGAGGCAAUCCAGUUUGUUGGGUUCUUCUCAGGCCAUCCGCGACAGUGCCAUCUCCGUCGUGGCAUGCGUUCUCAUUGUCGCUUUGGGUCCUAUUCAGUUUGGUUUUACGGCGGGUUAUACAUCCCCCACCCAAUCUGCUAUCAUCAAAGAUCUUGAGCUUUCAGUCUCCGAGUUUUCUUUGUUUGGUUCUUUAUCCAAUGUAGGUGCCAUGGUCGGAGCAAUAACUAGUGGCCAGGUUGCUGAGUAUAUAGGGCGAAAAGGGGCUUUAAUGGUUGCUUCGGUUCCUAAUAUUAUUGGUUGGCUGAUAAUCUCAUUUGCAAAAGAUACUUCUUUCCUAUAUUUAGGAAGGCUGUUGGAAGGAUUCGGUGUCGGUGUAAUAUCUUAUACGGUACCAGUGUACAUAGCUGAAAUAUCACCCCAAAACUUGAGGGGAGCUCUGGUUUCAGUCAACCAGCUCUCUGUCACCAUUGGAAUUAUGCUGGCUUAUUUGCUGGGGCUCUUUGUUCAAUGGAGAAUACUUGCGGUACUAGGGAUUCUGCCGUGCACAAUUUUAAUACCUGGUUUAUUUUUCAUUCCUGAAUCUCCUAGAUGGCUGGCAAAAAUGGGCAUGACAGAAGAAUUUGAAACUUCUUUACAAGUGCUCCGAGGGUUUGAUACUGAUAUCUCUGUUGAAGUUAGUGAAAUCAAGAGGGCUGUUGCAUCUGCUGGCAGAAGAACUACAAUUCGAUUUGCAGAACUCAAACAAAGAAGAUACUGGUUACCGUUAAUGAUUGGAAUUGGCCUUCUCAUUCUGCAACAGCUUACUGGAAUCAAUGGCGUUCUGUUCUAUUCCAGCACCAUCUUUAAAAGCGCUGGGAUUAGUUCAAGUGAUGUAGCCACAAGUGGACUUGGUGCUGUUCAGGUUCUCGCCACCUGUGUAACUUUGUGGUUGGCAGACAAAUCUGGUCGCAGGUUGCUUCUUAUUGUCUCUUCUGCUGGAAUGACCAUUAGUCUCAUAGUUGUUGCUGUCUCAUUCUAUGUAAAGGAUUCCUUAUCAGAUGAGUCUAUUUUAUAUAAGAUAUUGAGCAUCUUAGCAGUGGCUGGAGUUGUGGCUAUGGUUGCUGCUUUCUCUGUGGGAAUGGGAGCCAUUCCGUGGAUUAUAAUGUCUGAGAUUCUUCCGCUCAACAUUAAAGGCCUUGCCGGAAGUGUUGCUACCCUUGCUAAUUGGUUCAGUGCCUGGUUGGUUACAUUGACAGCAAAUUGGCUUUUGGACUGGAGCUCCGGAGGAACCUUCACCAUAUACGGGGUUGUGUGUGCUUUUACUGUGAUAUUUGUCGCCAUUUGGGUUCCCGAGACAAAAGGGAAAACCCUUGAAGAAAUUCAAUGGGCUUUCAGAUGAACUUUCUUCUUAGGGAGCUUCCGUUUAAUUUUGUCAGAAACUGAUUUCAGGAAUCCCAUUUUCCAACAUUUUCAAUUUCCGAUAUAUGUGAGUUGUUUGCUUGAAAGUGGGAAAGCUUUCUUGGAUCGUGUAAUCUUCAUUCGAUGAUUCAAUUCAUUUAAUUCCUGGGUUUGUUCAAAAUAGAAUUAAAUAAACUU